UCUAAAGAUGCUAAUGGCUUCAGCCUUACGAUACGGUUGUUUUUAGUUGGAAAAGCAUUUCAUCACGGCUUUUUCUAGUUUCAGUUAGUUACAACAGAAAAGAACAAAGGAGAAGUAACGAGAACAAUGCCACUGCUUACUUGCGCUUUCCCCAAAUGCUUCAAAUAUUUAAACCACAGAGCACAUUGUUGGUUUCAGUGUCCAUUGAGAACAAUGAGAAGCAUUGCAAUAAUGGAAUUUGCAAGAGUAAUGUUCCUAUUAUUAUUAUCACUAAUACUACUGACCCCCUUGAAGAUCAGUAGUACCGUAGAAGUAGCGACUAAUGAUAAGCCACCAUGUGAUUUUCCAGCAGCAUACAAUUUCGGGGACUCGAAUUCCGACACCGGCGGUAUCUCUGCUGCAUUUGAACCAAUACAAGCACCUUAUGGUGAGAGCUUCUUCAGGAAACCUGCUGGAAGGUUUUCAGAUGGCCGCCUUCUCAUUGACUUCAUUGCUGAGCACAUGAGACUACCUUACUUGAGUCCCUAUCUAGAUUCCAUUGGCUCGAAUUUCAGACACGGAGCCAAUUUUGCAACAGGAGGAUCCACCAUUCGUAGGCAAAACGAGACUAUAUUUCAAAGUGGUAUAAGCCCCUUUUCCCUGGACGUUCAAAUCGUGCAUUUCCAUCGUUUCAAAUCAAGAACUGAAGAGCUCUAUAGACAAGAGAAGAACAGACUCCCGAGACCUCACGAAUUUUCACACUCUCUCUACACAAUUGACAUAGGCCAAACUGAUCUAGCUUUUGGUUUCCGCCAGAUGAGUAAUAUACAACUUCGGGCAGCCAUACCAGCCAUAAUAAACCAGUUUUCUGCAGCAGUAACGCGUCUAUAUCAACAAGGGGCGAGGGCAUUCUGGAUACAUAACAUACGUCCAAUCGGUUGCUUACGAACAGCCACAUUAUACCUCAGAAACCCAAAACCAGGUGUUCUUGAUGACUAUGGAUGCUUAAAGAGCCACAAUAAGAUGGCCUUAGAGUUCAACAGACAGCUGAAAGCCAGAAUAAGAACAUUGAGGGCAGAGCUUGGGCAUGCUGCUAUAACAUAUGUAGAUGUCUAUGCUGCCAAGUAUGACCUAAUCAGCAAUGCCAAGAGCCAAGGUUUCAUGGAACCCCAGAAAAUAUGCUGUGGAGUGCAUGAGGGGAAUGCGCACGUAUGGUGCGGGCAGAAAGGAAUAGUGAGAGGUGCAGAAGUGUUUGGAAGGGCUUGUGCCAAUCCUUCAGGUUACAUAAGCUGGGAUGGAGUACAUUACUCACAGGCUGCUAAUCAUUGGAUUGCCAAUCAUAUACUAAACGGCAGUUUCUCUGAUCCUCCCAUUCCCAUUACACAUGCUUGUCAUAAACGUCUUCACCAUUAGGAAUCUUGUAUAUGCAUCUAAACUAGUCUUUAUAUCUAUGUCAAGUGAAAUCACUGUUCUUGUCCUUUAUUUCUUUUCACAAUAUUCAUACCUAUAAAAAUAAACUCGCAAGUUUCAAAUAUAAAGUCGAUGACAAGCUCCAUUCUUAAGAAAUUGGUUAAGGGAGAUGGAUUCCAGAUAAACUCAGGGACCUUAAUAAACACAGUACAAAGUUAAAGGUAGGAUUUUAUUUUCAUGUCCAACUACUGUACACGGAGAACACUAGAAUAUUAGACAAAUCGUACAACAAAUAUUUUUUUGAUAAAUACGCUGUACGACGAAUAUAAUGUUUUUUUCUUCUAGAUAAGUGAAUAGGUUCAAAGCUCGCCCUUAUAAGAUUACUAGAUACAUACAGCAGAUG
This is a messenger RNA of Lycium ferocissimum, 1792 nucleotides long. Its product is annotated as GDSL esterase/lipase At5g14450. The coding region runs from base 127 to 1392 and encodes 421 amino acids. Gene Ontology annotation, molecular function: hydrolase activity, acting on ester bonds. NCBI's taxonomy places the organism in Eukaryota, Viridiplantae, Streptophyta, Magnoliopsida, Solanales, Solanaceae. The record is from RefSeq and is a predicted model, not a curated record. The transcript has 5 exons.